AUAUUUUUACUUAUACGUACAGAGAUGAAGAAACUUGAAGCUGUAGAAGCAGCUUUAGACUCUGGCGCUGAUAAUGAAGUUCAUGUAGAGGUGAAGAAGAAAAAGAAAAGAAAGAAAAAUAAGACAGAAAAUGGAGAGCUGCCUGAACUAAUCAAAAGUGAUGAUAGAGUGAAAUCAACAAGUGCAGGGGAAAAAGGAGAUGGACAAAAUGAAGGAGAAGAGACUGGUUAUGAAAGUGAAGAAGUAACAGCUGGCUCCAGUACCCUUGGGUUUGAUUCUGCAACAAGUCGAUCUUUUGAAAGUUUGCGUGGCAGAGUGUCAGAUGUAACCUUGAAUGCCAUAGAGAGAAUGGGCUUUAAGAAUAUGACAGAAAUCCAGGCAAAAGCCAUUCCCCCUCUCUUGGAAGGCAAAGAUUUACGUGGAACAGCUAAAACUGGUGCAGGAAAAACUUUAGCUUUUGCAUUGCCAGUUGUUGAGCUCAUGUCAACUUUGCAGUUCAAACCUAGAAAUGGUACUGGAACUAUUAUUAUAUCUCCCACCCGUGAGUUGUCCAUGCAAACGUUCACUGUGUUGACAGAACUUAUGCAGGAGAGAUCUCAGACCUUGGGGCUCAUUAUGGGAGGCGCUGAUCGUAAAGCAGAAGUCGAGAAAUUAGGAAAAGGUAUAAAUGUUCUGGUAGCAACCCCAGGAAGGCUGUUGGAUCAUUUGCAACACACCCCAAAUUUUGUUUUCAAGAAUGUAGUUUGCCUUGUGAUUGAUGAAGCUGAUCGUAUCUUUGAUGUUGGCUUUGAAGAGGAAAUGAAGCAAAUUUUAAGGUUACUCCCAAAACGCAGACAAACUAUGCUUUUCAGUGCAACCAAAGAUAACAAGACAAAUGAACUAGCUAGGUUGGCACUGAACACAGAGCCAUUGGAAGUGGAUGUAGAUUCUGAUAAACUUCAGGCAACAGUAGAAGGCCUGGAACAAGCUUACCUUGUGUGUCCAGCUGAUAAAAGGUUCGUGGUUCUAUAUACGUUUUUGAAAAAGAACCGAAAGAAGAAAGUGAUGGUGUUCUUUAGUUCCUGCAUGGCAGUGAAGUUUUAUUAUGAACUACUGAAUUACAUUGAUGUUCCAGUUUUAUAUAUCCAUGGUAAGCAAAAGCAGACAAAACGCACUACUAAUUUCUACCAGUUUUGUAAUGCUGAGUCUGGUAUAUUAUUGUGCACCGAUGUUGCAGCUCGUGGAUGGGACAUUCCUGCCGUUGAUUGGAUUGUUCAGUAUGAUCCACCAGAUGAUCCCAAGGAAUACAUUCAUCGUGUAGGAAGAACUGCUCGUGCUGGUGGCAGCGGUAAUGCUCUUCUUUUUAUUAGAGAGGAAGAAAUUGGAUUCAUCACUUACCUCAAGGCCCACAAAGUCAAUGUAGAUUGUAUGGACAUUACUUGGAGCAAAGUUGCAAAUAUUCAGCCUCAGCUAGAGAAACUUGUCAGCAAGAAUUACUUCCUCAAUGCAAGUGCCAAAGAGGCCUUUAAAGGGUAUGUUCGAGCUUAUGACUCCCAUCAACAUAAGGAUAUCUUCAACAUUGGGACUCUUGAUUUGAAGAAGACUGCAAAGUGUUUUGGCUUCGAGGUUCCACCCUUCGUGGAUAUUGGAGUCUUCUCAGGAAAGAAAACUGUACGCAGAGGUUAUCGAAACUAUCCAGGCAUGGACAGUAAGAAAAUAAAGCGUACAAAAAUGUACAGGAAAGAAGCUGAGAGAUCUUGAUUUUGUCAACAAUUUCAUAUUCCUAUUAAAUUUUUGAUUUUCAUCCAUUAA
Molecule: messenger RNA, 1791 nt
Organism: Macrobrachium nipponense
Lineage: Eukaryota; Metazoa; Arthropoda; Malacostraca; Decapoda; Palaemonidae
Gene: pit
Product: ATP-dependent RNA helicase DDX18-like
Exons: 10
Coding region: 25-1740 (571 amino acids)
Biological process (GO): maturation of LSU-rRNA from tricistronic rRNA transcript (SSU-rRNA, 5.8S rRNA, LSU-rRNA)
Cellular component (GO): nucleolus
Molecular function (GO): ATP binding; RNA helicase activity; nucleic acid binding
Source: RefSeq, a predicted model, not a curated record